Messenger RNA from Scutellospora calospora, 1896 nucleotides. The record is from the annotation of a GenBank genome assembly. NCBI's taxonomy places the organism in Eukaryota, Fungi, Glomeromycota, Glomeromycetes, Diversisporales, Gigasporaceae.
AUGAUUAAUGAAGAAGAAAUAGAAGUUUUACAAACAAUUUACGCUCACGAUUUCACGAUUUCAAAUACGAAACCUACAUGGUAUGGAAUUAUGGUUGCUACUGGUGAUUCACAUGAAAAUGAUAAUGAUGAGAAUAUAGAACAACAAUAUAUUCACGUAUUAUUUCAUUUAUCACCUGGAUACCCUUCUGUGCCUGUUGAAGUUCGUAUCGUUUGUCCUGUUUUAAUGAAGUUGAUUGACAGCGACGAUGAUAUUAAAGAAGAAUUGGAAAAGGCUUUGAAUUUAAAAGCACAAGAGAUGGCAAACAAUGAAGAAUUUGCCAUAUAUGAAAUAGCAGAAUUAGCAAGAAGUUGGUUAUGGGGCAAUAAACGACUUUUAAAUACAUCAAUUAAUAUUAAUUAUGGUUGGUGGAUAGGGGAAUGGUUAGAUAAAAUAUUUAAUUGGCAAACAAAUUCAUAUUCUCCAUCAAAAAUCAUGGAACUUCAAUUUCGUGCGGAACUUCAAGUUAUUGAAAAUAUACAAGAUAAUUGCGGUAUCAAAAUCGAUAUUUCAAAGGUUAGGACCUUUUUAAGAACAAAUCUUUGGAAUGCAGAAAAAACGAUUGAGGCUAUUACAAAGAGUAUAAAAGAAAAUAAUAAUGAUGAUGCGAACGUUAAUAUUAUGCAUAUAAUUACUGAUGACAUUGACGAAAGAAGUUGUUGUAUUUGUUUUGAUACAUUUUCAUCUUGUGAAAUUACAACUUUUGUCAAAUGUAAUCAUAGUGUAUGUAAUGAAUGUUUUAUUCAAUAUCUUUUACUAAAGAUAUCAGAAAAUCAAGUUUUCACUAUUGGAUGUCCUGGUGCAGCUAAAUGCCCAAAUUUUGUUGACCCCAUAACAAUUGGACGAUUACUUUCACCAAAAUUAGUUUAUAAAUAUUAUUCUUGUCUUCGAGAAUCCUUUACUCAACUUCAACAGCAUUCAGAAAUUACGAAAAAAUCAACAUCAGCUACUCAAUCAGCAAAAAAAUUCUUAUGGUGUAUAAAUCCGAAAUGUAAUCAUUCAGUAACUCAACAAAAUUCAGAUAAUAUUGAAACAACAUCACUCUUACAUUGCAAUGGGUGUACUUUAGUAUGGUGUUCUUCAUGUGAUAUAAUUGGUGGGCAUUGGCCAUCGUCAUGUCAAGAUUAUGAAACUUACCUUCGCACAAACCAUACAGUAAAACCUCUUAAACUAAAUAAAAGCAAUAUUACAGAUAUCUCGACGAAGCCAUGUCCAAAAUGUAAAAUUCUGAUUGCAAAAAAUGGAGGAUGCAUGCAUAUGACAUGUCAAUUUUGUCAACACGAAUUUUGUUGGGGUUGUUUAGUACAAUGGAGAGCGAGGUCACAUAGUACUGUUUACGAAUGUGAUAAACAAAACAAUGAAGAAGUUGAAAUAUCAUUUGGAGUAUUUGAUGUAGAUGAUAUUCAAUUAUUAGCAGGAUCAUUUCAAAGAAAAUUCAAGCAAGGCGUUACAGUACAUUCACAAUCGUUAAAAAAUGAACAAAUUAAUUUGGAUAUUUUGGUUAAACAAUAUAAUAACGGAUCAAGCACCAAAAACAUUAGAAAAUUAAGAAUUCAUACAACUAAAUUAUUAAUUCAGGUUAAUUAUGUUAUGAAAUUUGCGUCGAUAGGAUUUUUUUGUAAAUCAAAUAAAGAUAAGAUUGAAGUAAAAAAAAGUAUUGAAAUAUUACAAAGGAUAGAGUUUGGGUUAAGAAGUUUGGAAAAUGCUAGAGAGCAAAUUAUUGAAAUUGAAAGAGACGGUUUUGGAAAAAGUAAAACCAAUAUAUUUAAUACAUUAGAUGAAGAGAAAAGAUUUAAACAACUAGAAUGUGAGAUUGAACAGUAUAAAGAAAGAUUAGAAAUUAAUAUAAAGAAACUU